CAACUCUUGCAGAGGGCAGAUAACUGUAAACUGUCUCCCAAACCGGCUUGCAUUUCGCUUGAGCAGGCGAGCAGAACUGGUUCUCAGCAUCGGUCAAGUCACAUGUUCGGACAUAACGCAUAAACCCCAAACCAGUCGUCCGUGACUUGCAUAAUCAACGAGAGGCUAAAGUUCACUUGCCUUGCUUCACUACUGCAACGCCAGGGAAGAACGGAGAAAGCACAGUUCUGUUGCGGAGUUUACAGUCGUGGUAUUUACCAUUUCGUGAGUGUGAGGCCAACAGAUAAGACAACAUGGAAAGCGUAAAGAACUUUGUGGCUGGUGGAGUUGGAGGAGUAUGCUGUGUUGCAACUGGCCAUCCCCUAGACACCAUCAAGGUGCGACUUCAGACGAUGCCAAAACCUGAACCAGGACAGUCUCCAUUAUACAAGGGCACAUUUGACUGUGCCAUGAAGACAAUUAGGCAAGAGGGCGUCCUGGGCCUGUAUAAGGGCAUGGCAGCUCCCAUCACGGGCGUUGCACCGAUCUUUGCCAUAUGCUUCUAUGGAUAUGGCGUGGGGAAGACUUUGCAGCAGAAGACUCCAAACCAGGAACUAUCGCACAUUCAGACAUUCAAUGCUGGUAUGUUGGCUGGAGUGAUGACCACUGUCAUCAUGGCGCCGGGGGAGCGAAUCAAGUGUCUGCUGCAGAUCCAGAACGCACAAGGCGGCGAGGCCAAGUACAAGGGCCCCAUCGACUGUAUGAAGCAGAUUUACAGGGAGUCUGGGAUCAGGGGCGUAUACCGCGGCACAUUCGCCACACUCUGCAGGGACGUGCCCGCUACUGGCAUGUACUUCAUGAGCUAUGAGUGGCUGAAGAGGGUGCUCACACCAGAGGGAAAGACUACAAGUGACUUGGGUGCAGCUAGGCUGCUGUUUGCCGGUGGAAUGGCGGGGAUCGCAAACUGGAUGGUGGCCAUGCCGCAAGAUGUGCUCAAGUCCAGGUUCCAGACAGCUCCCCACGGUAUGUACAACGGGAUCCGGGAUGUGUUCCGACACAUGGUCAAGGAGGAAGGCGUCCUGGCUCUCUACAAGGGCUUCACCCCCGUCUUGAUCAGGGCAUUCCCAGCUAAUGCUAUGUGUUUCUUUGGUUUUGAGAAGGCGAUGCAGUUCCUGAACUAUAUGUUUUGAUGCUGCGGAGAGCUAGAGAUGUGUGAUGUCCCGUAUGCCAGUUCCUCCUCCUCACAUCUCAGGGCCCUCAUUCUUUGAUGUCAUGCUCAGAACCUUGUCGCCAUGUGUCUGUCACAGACUUCACUGUGCCCUAAUCUUCCUGAGGCAAGCGUGUCCGCUAGCCUAUAUCAAAGCCUAGUUUCUACCCUUGCCACAUCAAGGCCACUUUUUAGGCUCGAUCCUGGCGCCACCUCGCGUGGAUCACAAGUUGUGCCCCUUGUAAGGAAAACACAAUCAGAUCGCUGUGCUUAUCUCGUAUAGCUUCACAAAGAUGGCGACUACCAUCGGCGACGACCUAGUCGAUCAGAUUACGAAAACGUUUGUGGUUUCAUCCCUGACACAAACACAUAGGCAAUCGUUUGUCAUUUGGGGGGGGGGGGGACAUAUUUGUUUCAUCAAAGACAGGCAGUGGUAAAUCACUUUCAUACGAAGAUGUCCCAGUCGUGGAUGUUGACAUUGUGAAACGUUCUCUGAUUGGACAGUUGAUAUGUGUGAUAGUCCAAUCAUAUUUAGCACAGGAAAGUGGGCUUGAUGUGGCAAGGGUGGAAACAAGACUUUCUUAAAAUGGUUAGUGGAUGCUCUUGCCUCAGGAAGAUGUUAAGCUAUUAUCCCUUGAUUUCCUCUAACAAACGCCCAUACAACACACCUUCCAGUUUACAGGCAAUUGUAAAUUGACAUUUCUGUUGUGUUAUGAAUAUUCAGUUUUUGAACAUUUCUUCUCCAGGCAAGUUUUGCCUCACUGUGAUAUGGUUAGUGUUUAGCAUAUGGUUAUGUUAUAGCCUGUCUAGGGGCGGUAGAGUAGCCUAGUGGUUGAAGCGUUUGCUUGCACUCAGAAGAUCCAAGUUCAAUUCCCCCCAUGGGUACAAUUGCUGGAUUAUUGCUUAAGUGUCAUAAAACCAUACUCACUAGCAUGUCUAAAGGGAGGUAAAUAAUGAUUACUAUGUCUUGAUGGAAUGUGGCAGAAGAUUUGAAUAUUUUUUUUCUAUUUAUUAUCUGAAAACACCUAAAGUUCAUUUUUUCAUUGAUAACUGAAGCUGCUUGAUCAGCAGAAUAUUGAAAAGAAACUGUUUGAAAUUGUUCUAUUAAAUAUUGAUCAACUUAAUAUUUAAAUAACUUCUUUGAUAAGCAUUUAGAAGUUGGAGUAUUAGUAAGGAUAGGAUUUAUGGAUAAACAACUUCUUUAUUACAAUUAAGAGCGACGUUUUGGUGUCGGUUAUCACUUGCGUAAUAACGGGAGAAGAACCUACACUGAAAUGUCACUCUUAAUUGUAAUAAAGAUGUUCAUCCAUGAACCCUAUCUUUAAAUGUGGUACCCAUUUUGUGAAGUCAAAUAGCAAAUAGUGUGGGAUGGAGAAAAACAGAUACCUGUCUACAUAUUCAUGUGCAGUGACAAGUCCAGAAUACGUACGGGGUCCAAUCCCUUUCUGGAAGAUUUGUCUACAAACAGAUUGCAGCACCCACUCCCAUUCAUCUUACAAUUCAUUUGUGUUUGGUUAUGGCUGACAAUGUCGUGUGAGUGAGUGCUGAUUAUCCUUAAAGUGAAGAGAAUGGUUCAGUGGUGUAUUGCAAGUUGUUACUGAUCUCUUUCAGCCUUUUUAUUUUUAUCAGUUGGUUUACAAAGAUUUCGGCCUGAAAUUCAAUGUGGAUGGUCGAAAAAAUAAUUUCAACUUCCAGAUUAGCACUGCUUCUAAUGAACGAAAAACAGAAGAGUUUUAACAUGGCAAGAUACUGAAAGAUAAUUGAUUGGGUUUUUUUUAGAAUAAAGAUUUUGUACAUGUUAUUUAGAAUUUUUACUCACAGCGGUGAUUUUCCCAUUUCACGUAAUUGUUAAACAGGGUCGGCCAAAAUCAAUUUGUCAAAAAUCAUUUUAAUAUGUUUACAAUUUCAGAUUCUUUUGGGGUCGGUGGGUCUACUAAAUAUAAUUAUAAGGCCCCUUGUUGCAUAUUAUUCACAAAUAUUCAGCACAUUUAUUUUACACAGUGUUAUCUGUGUGUCGUUUGUAUGUUGUAUAGUAGGACUGCACUGUAGUAUCUGAUUUUUGUGUAUGGUGGAGAAGUGGAUGUGUGAAAGGAAUUAUACCUGUAUCUGUUCAAGCAGUGUUCGACUGUGGAGAGAAUUCUUACUGAUAUAUUAUCAAGUCCAUCCAAUAAUCCACAGAAUAAAAUAUGUGUACAUUUUAUUAAACAUGAACUUCAGUCAAGCAUACAGAAGUUUGAUGAAAAUAAAGAUUUUUACAUAA
Messenger RNA from Haliotis rufescens (red abalone), 3446 nucleotides. Its product is annotated as mitochondrial carnitine/acylcarnitine carrier protein-like. Bases 294 to 1169 code for a protein of 291 amino acids. NCBI's taxonomy places the organism in Eukaryota, Metazoa, Mollusca, Gastropoda, Lepetellida, Haliotidae. Gene Ontology annotation, biological process: mitochondrial transport; carnitine transmembrane transport. Gene Ontology annotation, molecular function: O-acyl-L-carnitine transmembrane transporter activity. The transcript is spliced from 8 exons. The record is from RefSeq and is a predicted model, not a curated record. Gene Ontology annotation, cellular component: mitochondrial envelope.